AUGCGUUUCGGAAAGCAGCUACGGAACUCGAUAUAUAAGCCAUGGGAGGGGCAUUACAUCGCGUACGCCAAACUGAAGAACAUAUUACGGGAGGACGAGGAUGACGAAACCUGGACGGAAGACGACGAGAAUCGGUUCUGCGACGAGCUGCUGAACGUGCAGCUAGAAGAAAUCGCCGCCUUCCGAGCCUCCGUCUUCAAAUCUCUCGAGGACCGCACAAAUAAAGUGAGCGAGGACCUGCGGGAUCUUGCGCCCGAAGAUGGGACGGCGAAGGAGAAGGUCCCGGCGGCUAGGUUUAAAGAGGUGGAGGAGGAGCUGGAUGCUAUUACUAACGAGGUGAAUGAGCUGAAGAAGUAUGGGAACAUCAAUUAUACGGGGUUUUUGAAGAUUGCGAAGAAACAUGAUCGCAGGCGCGGGAAGCAAUAUAAGAUCCGUCCGAUGGUCCAGAUGCGGCUUUCGAGAAGGCCGUUUAACUCGGAACAGAGUUAUACACCGUUGUUGAAUAAGUUGUCGCUGCUGUAUUAUGUUGUGAGACAGCAGCUGGACGAGUCUACUGACCUGGCGGCCAUCGAACCUUCCGAUGCCCUGUCCCAGACUCAUAAUGGGGAGAGAUAUGUGGCUCAUAAAUUUUGGGUGCCUAUGGACAACCUUCUCGAAGUUCGAACACUCAUUCUCCGUCGCCUCCCCAUCCUCGUCUACAGCGAGCAGUCCUCCAAAGGCCUAGAGUCCCAAGAUGACCCAACAUUGAGCUCCCUCUAUUUCGACAAUGCGGACUUCUUCUUGUACAACCAAAAGCUCGAUCGACCUGACAAUUCUUCGUCUGUCCGGAUCCGGUGGACGGGGGAAUUGAAGUCCAAUCCGGAACUAGCUCUUGAGCAGAAUGUCAUACAUAACGGAGCUAGUGAAGAACGACGAUUUCGCAUAAAACCGAAGUAUAUUCAAGCGUUCAUCAAGGGGGAAUAUAAGAUGGAGAAAACUAUACGGAAAAUGGAACGUCAGGGACAGCCCGCCGCCACCAUCGAGGAGUUCAAGCAUACUGUGGAGAGCAUACAAGAGUUUAUUAUGGAAAAAGACUUGCAGCCCGUCCUGCGAGCAAACUAUACCCGCACGGCUUUCCAGAAACCACAGGACGAUAAGGUUAGGAUAUCUGUGGAUUCGAACCUAGCGUUCAUCCGGGAAGAUUCCUUAGAUCUUAGUCGGCCAUGCCGAAACCCCGACGAUUGGCAUAGAUUAGAUGUCGAUUUUAUGGAUUAUCCAUUCUCCAGCAUCCGCCAGGGCGAAAUAUCGAGAUUCCCUUACGCCGUCUUGGAGAUUAAAGUCAGGGAAGAUGGUGUCAAGAAACACCCACAAUGGAUCGAAGAGUUGAUGUCUUCUCACCUAGUACACAAAGUCCCUCGGUUCUCGAAAUUCGUUUACGGAGUUGCUUCGUUGUUUGAAGACAAUGUGAAUAACCUGCCGUUUUGGCUGAGCGAAGUGGAAACGGACAUCCACAAAGACCCACACGAUGCUUUUGAAGAGGAGGAGGAAAGAAAAGCCAGGAAAGCCGAGGCUGAGCUUGUCGUUGGCAGCCUCUUGGGAACUUCAAAACCAGGCACGAGUUUCAAACCAGCCGUGAGCUCUCCGGUUCCAAAAUCCUAUAUGCAAGAACGGCUGGCAGCAGAGGACAGGUCUACUAUUGCAAGUACCGAUUUUGCAGCUGAAAGACGCAUCUCGGAGCCUGUGGCAGAAUCUAGUGCUCGUGGUGCCACCGGUUACGGAACCCUCGCAUCGGUCUUCCCCUCCUUCUCACUCUCUCGAUACGCCCAAGCCCGUCGCGAACGCGAACACAGUGUCGCCCUGCCACCGGGCGUGAACAAACCCCCUCAACUCAUCAAGGACUCCGGACCCCUCCAAAUAGAGCCCAAAGUCUGGCUAGCCAACGAACGGACAUAUCUCAAAUGGCAACAGAUCUGCUUCCUCCUCGGCGCAUUCGCCAUCGUCCUCUCCAACGCAUCCGGCAAUGACAAGAUUAGGAUGGCAAUGGGUAUUACCUACCUCGUUGUCGCGCUUUUCGCUGCUGGAUGGGGUUAUUAUAUUCAUCGCUCCAGAAGGGGGAUGAUCAUUGAGAGGAGCGGAAAGGAUUUUGAUAACGUGAUUGGGCCGAUCGUCGUUAGUUUCGCGCUGAUGAUCGCGUUGAUUGCGAAUUUUGCUUUUAGGUAUCGUGCUGCUGUUGAAUUGAGAAAUUGGAGUGGUGGGAACCAUUCAACCACAGCGAUAAGUGCAGAAAAGCCAUGGACCGGGAAGAUCGAAUUGCUGUAA
Messenger RNA from Venustampulla echinocandica, 2298 nucleotides. RefSeq lists its product as uncharacterized. Bases 1 to 2298 code for a protein of 765 amino acids. The transcript has 3 exons. Gene Ontology annotation, cellular component: vacuolar transporter chaperone complex; fungal-type vacuole membrane. Lineage: Eukaryota; Fungi; Ascomycota; Leotiomycetes; Helotiales; Pleuroascaceae. The record is from RefSeq and is a predicted model, not a curated record.